Microtus ochrogaster (prairie vole) is the source of this 1302-nucleotide messenger RNA. RefSeq names its product E3 ubiquitin-protein ligase TRIM31-like. Bases 1 to 1302 code for a protein of 433 amino acids. Gene Ontology annotation, molecular function: zinc ion binding; protein binding. The record is from RefSeq and is a predicted model, not a curated record. The transcript has 7 exons. NCBI's taxonomy places the organism in Eukaryota, Metazoa, Chordata, Mammalia, Rodentia, Cricetidae.
AUGGCAAGCCUAAAGUGGGUCAGCAAACUACUGGAGGAUGUGACCUGCCCCAUCUGUGAGGAAAUUCUACGGGAUCCUGUCAUCACUGACUGUGGGCACAACUUCUGCCUGCAAUGCAUCAAUCAGAAAACUACAGCUACAGAAAACCCCCAAUGUCCACUCUGCAAACUCCCUGUGGAUAAGAAUGCAUUCAGGCCCAAUAAGCAGUUGGCUAGUCUUGCAGAGAAAAUCCAGGCUAUGGAUCUUGCUGAGGACCAAUCAGAAGAAGUGCCAAGAUGUCCGGAGCACAAGGAAAAGUUCCAUUAUUUCUGUGAGAAAGAUGGAGAGUUCCUCUGCUUGGUGUGUCGUGACUCCAAGGACCACAAAACCCAUGAAGUUACCUUGAUAGAUGAGGCUGCCCAGAACUACAAGGUGCAGAUUGAGACACAGGUCCAGAUCUUGGGGCAAAAGGAUGAGGAAAUAAUUAAAAAGAAAAAGGAAUGUGAAGGAGCAAUGCAGGUGUUCAGGGGCAUCAAAAACGUCUUGGGCAGAUCAACAUAUCUUUACAGGGACAAAGAAUAUGAGUUUCACAACCCAACCCCAGUUUCUAUGAACCUGGAGAAAAAAAUCAGUGAAGCAAAAGAAAGACACGAGUCCAUCAUAGAAAGUCUGAAGGAAUUAAUAGACAACCUGACCACUGAAUGGAAGGAAGAUAAAAGCACAUUCCUGAACAGCCUGGAUAAGAAGGACAUGGAGAACUGGCGCCUGUUACAGAAGAAUAACUCAGAUUUGCCCACCUCAGUACCUAUGACCCUGGACUCCACUUCAGCUGACCCAAACCUCAUCUUUUCUCAGGAUCUAAAGAAAGCAAGCUUGUAUGUCGUCAACGGCACAUUGAAUACGCAGGCAAAACCUCGACAAUUUUAUCCUUUCCACUGUGUGAGGGGCUCCCCAGGCCUCUCCUCUGGCCGUGGGGUGUGGCAGGUGAAAAUACGGGGACCCCUAGAUAGAGUUGGCAUAGUGGGCGUGGUUGCCCAAUUAUCUCAGGGUUUCCAGAUUCAGAACUCUGAGCCAUGCUGCUUGUGGGCACUGAGAGUCUCGUCCUCUGACUGUCAGCCAAUCACCAAUUGCAGUAGCCAGGAGAAUCUGCCAAUCAGUCUUACGAAAGUGGGCGUCUACGUGGAUUAUGACCGUGGAGAUAUCGUCUUCUAUGAUGCCAUCACUAACAAGCACAUCUACACCUUCCAAACUUCCUUUGACAGACCGGUAUUCCCUUAUUUUGGGCUCGAAACUGCCCGCAGCUCUAUCAUCCUGAGCCUUUAG